AUCCUGGGGCGCAGCCAGGAUGAGCUGGCGGCGCUGAUGGCAUCCAUGGGGCAGCCCACGUACCGCGCCAAGCAGCUGCGGGACGCCGGCGCACGCAGCGUGCACGACGUGACCACGCUUUCCAAAGACCUGAGGGCCCAGCUGGCGGAGCGGGGCGUGCGCACGGGCCGCUCGGUGCUGCACCACAGCGUGGCCUCGCCCGACGGCACCCGCAAGUUCCUGCUGCAGCUGGCAGACGGGCGGGUGGUGGAGGCGGUGGGCAUCCCCGCAGACGGCGGCGACCGCCGCCGCCUCACUGUCUGCGUCAGCUCCCAGGUCGGCUGCCCCAUGCGCUGCACCUUCUGCGCCACCGGCAAGGGCGGCUUUGCCCGCAACCUGCUGCCGCACGAGAUUGUGGACCAGGUGCUGACGGUGCAAGAGGAGUUUGGGCAGCGCGUCAGCAACAUUGUGUUCAUGGGCAUGGGCGAGCCGCUGCUCAACCUGCCCUCGGUGCUGCGCGCCCACGAGAUACUCAACAAGGACGUCGGCGUGGGCGCGCGCCACAUCACCAUCAGCACCGUGGGCGUGCCCAACGCCAUCCGCCGCAUGGCGCGCCUGCAGCUGCAGUCCACGCUGGCGGUCAGCAUCCAUGCGCCCAGCCAGGCCCUGCGCGAGACGAUUGUGCCCAGCGCUCGGGCCUACCCUCUGGAUGCGUUGAUGGCAGACUGCCAGGAGUACUUCAGGCUGAGCGGGCGGCGCGUGACCUUUGAGUACACGCUGCUGGCGGGGGUGAACGAUGGGGUGGGUCAAGCGGAGGAGCUGGCGGCGCUGCUGAGGCGCCACGACCUGCGCAGCCACGUCAACCUCAUCCCCUGGAACCCCGUGGACGACUCGGAGUUCCAGCGACCCACCCGGCGCGCGGUGCAGGCGUUUGCGGCGGCGCUGGAGCAGCGCGGCAUCCCCGUCAGCGUGCGCCACACGCGGGGCCUGGAGGCGGCCGCCGCCUGCGGCCAGCUGCGCAACCAGCACCAGAAGACGCCGCUGGCGGAGUUUGCUGUGCCUGCCUGA
This is a messenger RNA of Chlorella variabilis, 1047 nucleotides long. RefSeq lists its product as hypothetical. The record is from RefSeq and is a predicted model, not a curated record. NCBI's taxonomy places the organism in Eukaryota, Viridiplantae, Chlorophyta, Trebouxiophyceae, Chlorellales, Chlorellaceae. The transcript is spliced from 9 exons. Bases 37 to 1047 code for a protein of 336 amino acids. Gene Ontology annotation, biological process: tRNA methylation; rRNA base methylation. Gene Ontology annotation, molecular function: RNA methyltransferase activity; iron-sulfur cluster binding.